CCCAUGUUGCCGUAGUUGUGGUGCUACGCUUGUCACUCACGCUCGUUGAUGCUCGUGCUACUACGAUGUGUUUACAUCGUAAUUCAGGAAAUGCUAUUGCCUUGUAAGGCGAGUCAACUUGAAUCCGGCAGUAUGAAACGCAUGAUGCCCGAGGAAAGCGGCGAGACCAAACGGACCUUUUUCAAGCAGGAGUCCAUCAACUUUGGAUACGCCAGUUACUCGUCGUCGUCGUCCGCACCCUCCGCCAUCGCUCAACCUUUGCCCGGACAACCACCCCUGCCUCCCAUGCCACCGCCGCCCAGCGGAGUUCCACCUCCGCCACAUGUAUUUGGACCAGUGCCUUCCCAAGUGACUCCCAUUCAGUGGACACACGCGCACACCCCGUGGCAAUGGAUAACGCCGCAAGCGUCCCCCCUGCCGACUCCCCCUCCAACUCCACACGAUAUCACUAAUACAAUUCCACGGGAGAUUCCGCUGAGGGGUAACUACGUACGUCGCGAUAGGUUCACUCACAAUAGGAGCAAUAUGUAUACUCAGAGGAAUAAUUUUCACCGUAAAAAUAGAAACGUGGUACGGUUCAGGCAGCCGCAGGGUCAGUUUGAUCAGGCUGCGUAUUUCGGCGCGGCGGCGUUGGCAGGUAAUCUUGGAUUGGAGUGGCGAAGAAGUAAUUAUACGGCGACGAGUGAUCCUACAUUAAAUCACAUGACUGUUCCUCUACCUAACCAUCCCAUACCUCCCAUCCCACCGAGAAUUGUGAGCAACAGGCAUAGCGAGGAAACGGAGGAUCAGGAUGUGAAGAUUGAAAAGGUAGUGAAGAAGAAUAAACAAAGGAAGCCAAUGUCACAAAAUUAUGUGAAUAAGCCGUGGAACAGAGAAGAUGCGGAAAGAGCUCUAAAGAUUGAAAGCGAAUAUAAUAUGAAGAAUAAAGUCAAUGCGCAGAGUUUAAUAAUUAGGUUUCCCGACACGGAUCUAGAUAAGGAUAUUGUUGGCAAAUUUCAUUCUGACAUACUGAAUAUACAUUUUCAAAAUCCGUGCGGGCCGAGAUAUUGCUUCAUUCAAAUGGCGGAGGACGUAAAUAUUGACGAAGCUAUAAAGGAAUUAGAGAAAAUCAAGUUUGGUGUGGGACAUUUAAAAGUCGAGAAAAAAUUACAUAGAGACGAAGAUAAUCCCGAGGAGAUAGAUCCGUAUACCCUGUUCAUAGGAAAUUUACCCGAAUCCGUUAAAACGAGCGAAAUAAAAAGUAAAUUUCCAAAGGCACAAGAUGAAGAAACGCGAAAGAUGAAGAACACACGGAAUAUUUUAAUGAGAUAUAAUAGCGUAGACGAUGCAAUAUCAGAUUACAAGCAAGCGUACGGUUUAAUGUGGGACAAGAGGAAUAUUAACGUUAGAUUUAGACGAAAGAGAGGUAACACUUGUCUUCCCGAAGAGCCCAAGCCUGACGUUAAGAAAGUUAAAGAGGAGCCGAGUAAUGCUGCACAAGUGGAAAAGCAACAGAAUGCAAAUCACAUUGAACUUGAGCUCAAUGUUAGUGAGUUGAAAGAAGAAGAGAAUAACGCUAGUCAGGAAGAUAAAGUCAAUCACGCGGAUAAAUCAUCGGCAAAUCAAGAUGUGGUUAGUGUGGAGGAGCGAUUGCAAGAUAAUUCCAAUAAAACACAAAGGAAGCCAGUCUCGCAAGUUCAGGAAAAUGUAAAUUUAUCCGGAUUGUCGACUUUGUCGGGCGAUAAUACGUCGGCUAAGGCAGCACGAGAAGAACAACAACCUUUGGUAAAAGAUACAUCACAGUCCCUUCCAAUACCCGCAGCAUCCGAAGCUCUCCCAUCGUGUCCAACGUCUGUGGCCGAGACGGAUACCACUGAGGAAACGGUGAUGCUUUCGCAGAUCAAAGAGGAACCCAUAGAUUACGAUGAGAUGGGCAUGGAUAACAUGCAGUCGGACAAUGAUGGUGAUAUCGACGAUGAUGACGAUGAUGACGAUGACGACGAUGACGAUGAUGAUGAUGAUGACGUUGAGGAGCCAGAUGAUACUGAUGACGAUGAGGAUAACAAUGCGGUAGACUUUGAAGAUGACGAUGAAGGUGAGGAUAUUGAUGACGAUGGAAAUAUAGCGUUUAGGACUAAACCAUCAGGAACAACACGAAAUAACGAAGAAUCAGACCACCUUGAUCAAAUGUUUAGCGAAUUGGAGAAUAUGACAGGUGACAUCGGUUUCUUAAAGCAGUGAAUGAAACGUCGUUUUAAUACUCGCCAUUAUGCUCCGACCCAGUUCUUUUUAUGAAACUCGAUUCUGUAUUCGAUUUAUUUAACGUGUAAAUAUAAGUAGUUACGUAUAGUAUAAGCAAAUGAGACUGCAUGUAUUUAGAUAUCGUAGUGUAAGCUAUUAUAGAGCCGAUUAUAAGAUAUUUAAGCAUUUUGUAAUUAUUAUUUCUUCUAAUGAGUUUCUUCAAUGACUAUCAAGAUUCAAGUCGAUAAUUGUGUAAGCUCUAUUACAUCAUUAAAAUUAUUAUUUUACGUA
Messenger RNA from Wasmannia auropunctata (little fire ant), 2511 nucleotides. It is a transcript of the gene Pof, whose product is annotated as glutamic acid-rich protein-like. Gene Ontology annotation, biological process: actin filament polymerization. Lineage: Eukaryota; Metazoa; Arthropoda; Insecta; Hymenoptera; Formicidae. The transcript has 6 exons. Bases 49 to 2220 code for a protein of 723 amino acids. The record is from RefSeq and is a predicted model, not a curated record. Gene Ontology annotation, molecular function: microtubule binding; nucleic acid binding; actin binding. Gene Ontology annotation, cellular component: cytoplasm; actin filament.